Molecule: messenger RNA, 1666 nt
Organism: Telopea speciosissima
Lineage: Eukaryota; Viridiplantae; Streptophyta; Magnoliopsida; Proteales; Proteaceae
Product: probable aminotransferase TAT2
Exons: 7
Coding region: 7-1338 (443 amino acids)
Biological process (GO): biosynthetic process; amino acid metabolic process
Molecular function (GO): transaminase activity; pyridoxal phosphate binding
Source: RefSeq, a predicted model, not a curated record
AGAGUAAUGGAGAACGGAAAUGGCUUGAAGAUAAUGGAGAAGAAUGGUUUGAGUUUGAAUUUGAAGUUGCAGAACGGAACGAAGGUGGAUAACGGUACUCAUUGGUGUUUCAGAGGAAACAAAGAACUCGACACACCUCCUGAAAUCACCAUUAGAGGUGUUCUAGGCAUGCUUAAGGAUAGUCUUGAUCCUUCAGACCCUAGACCCACUAUUCCUCUCGGCCAUGGCGAUCCUUCUUACUUUCCUUGCUUCCGUACGGCCGAGGUAGCUGAGAAAUCCAUCGCCGAUGCUCUUCACUCUGCUAAUUUCAACUGUUAUGCUCCCACUGCUGGUCUCCCUUCUGCUCGCAGGGCUGUGGCAGAGCAUCUCUCUGCUGAUCUUCCAUACAAGUUAAUAGCUGAUGAUGUUUUCAUCACCGUCGGUUGUACACAAGCGAUUGAAGUGGCGUUAUGUGCCUUGGCUCGCCCAGGUGCAAAUAUUUUGCUUCCUAGACCAGGUUUCCCUAUCUAUGAGGCUCGUGCGGUUUAUAGCCAUCUCGAAAUACGAUUUUUUGAUCUUCUUCCUGAAAAGGGCUGGGACGUCGAUCUCAAUGCGAUUGAAGCUCUCGCAGAUGAGAACACAGUUGCAAUGGUUAUCAUUAACCCUGGCAAUCCUUGUGGGAAUGUCUUCACUUAUGAACAUUUGGAGAAGGUUGCUGAAACUGCGAGAAAGCUUGGAAUCCUGGUAAUUUCAGAUGAGGUUUAUGAUCACAUCACUUUUGGGAGCAAGCCAUUUGUGCCGAUGGGAGUAUUUGCUUCCAUUGUCCCAGUCCUUACUCUUGGCUCUAUAUCCAAAAGAUGGAUAGUGCCUGGUUGGAGAAUCGGUUGGUUGGCCACAAAUGAUCCUAAUGGCAUCCUUAAAAAAACUAGGGUUGUUGACUGCAUUAAGGGGUAUCUCAAUAUCUCUGUUGAUCCAACAACCUUUAAUCAGGGGGCACUUCCUCAUAUCCUUGAGAAAACAAAAGAAGAUUUCUUUCAGAAUAUCAUAAAUACCUUGGAGCACACUUCGGAAAUUUGUUAUCAGAAGCUAAAGGAGAUUGAUUGCAUUACUUGUCCGCAUAAAGCAGAGGGAUCCAUGUUUGUAAUGGUAAAACUGAAUCUGGGACUUCUAGAAGACAUUAAGGAUGAUAUGGACUUCUGCUUCAAGUUGGCCAAAGAGGAAUCCGUGAUUGUUCUUCCAGGUAUUGUGGUGGGACUGAAAAACUGGCUCCGCAUCUCCUUUGCUAUUGAUCCAUGUUCUCUUGAAGAUGCCUUGGGGAGAAUAAAAGUUUUUUGCCAGAGGCAUUCCAAGCAAAAGUAAGGGAACUACCUAUCAUUUGUAUGAACCAUGGAGAGGAGGUCAUCAACUGCUCGUUGGAUGUCAAGCUCCAUUAUAUUUGCUGAAACCAGUUACCUGUCCUUUGGUCUAUUGAGCAUUUUAGCAGGAGGAAAUCAUCUGAACGAAAUAAUUAUAAUUUUAAUGAAGUAAUUUUAUUUUUCAUUUACAAGAUCUUUCUUUAUCUUGGAAUAUCAAAGCUUGAAGCAUGAUCGCGAUAAGUGUCCUCAUUUGAAACAUCUCUGAUGACCAUCAGAUUAGAAAGGAGUUAACAGCAUAUUUCACAACAUUAGUGUCUAUUCCAAUAUCUGAU